GCUCAAUUCAGAUGCAUCAAACUCGUCGAAACGAUUGGUACGCAAACUUACAAGCGAAUACAACAAAAUGGCAAAGAUUUCAGUUUUACUAGUUUUGGGCGUUUGUUUGGCGUUCCAGCUCGUCACCGCCUUUCCGCAUCAAAAGCCCUCAACCGCCAAUGAGGAGGAUGGUAUCAAAUUAAAGGAAUUGAAAAUCUCAAAUGAAUCGAAAUCCACAGACACUGAUUUUCGCAAAUUACUUCAGUCAGUGGUUUUUGAUAUACUGGCCGCUAUACAAGACUUUCCAACGACAUUGAUACAGGAAACGACAACGUUUCUUGACGACCUGCUAGUCGAACUGAAUGCAUUGCCUGAGAAAAAUGAUUAUGUCGAAGAACUUAUUCCAGAACUAACACAAUUGUUGGAACGUAUGAAGAAAGUUGAUUUAAAGGACGACUCUGUGUCUGGACUAAGAGAAAAGCAAGAAGUCUUAGAAGAAAUCUCAAGAGUGUAUGGGAACUUUGCGGUCAUAGCGAAGACAGACGAUGAAUCCAGUGAAACUGCUGUGUUGAAGAAAGUAUUUGAAAAAUUGGACUUAAAUGGACUAAAUGAUCGAGUCAAUAAUUCUAUGAAGGAAGCAGUGAAAACAUAUACGAAAAUUUUCGAGCGUUUCUGGAAUUCACUCAGUGAAGCUCAAAGGGAAGAACAUCUGGACAUGAGUGAUUGGUAUGAGCGUUUUCAAGCUAAAGAGACUACUCUGGGGAAAUACCAAACUUUUAUAGAGUUUCUACUAAUUCUCCAAAGAACACUUAUUAGCCAAUAAAUACUUAAAACACACCAAUUAACAUAGAACCAGAAUAUCUUUUCUUUAGCUUAGCGCUCACUGUUAAUCUGAAAUUAAUUACUUCUUUAAAGUACUUCCCAACAUUUCACUUUUAAAAGGCAAACAAUUCCAUUUUUUGUGUUUUUUUUCAUACUACGAAUUGACUGUUUACUGUAUUUUUAUUAUAGCAACAGGUGUAAAUAUUAAAUAAUAUCAAAUAAUUUAAAAAAACAAGA
Molecule: messenger RNA, 1038 nt
Organism: Anastrepha obliqua
Lineage: Eukaryota; Metazoa; Arthropoda; Insecta; Diptera; Tephritidae
Exons: 2
Coding region: 68-802 (244 amino acids)
Source: RefSeq, a predicted model, not a curated record